Molecule: messenger RNA, 4523 nt
Organism: Coregonus clupeaformis (lake whitefish)
Lineage: Eukaryota; Metazoa; Chordata; Actinopteri; Salmoniformes; Salmonidae
Product: transmembrane protein 115-like
Exons: 2
Coding region: 1051-2139 (362 amino acids)
Biological process (GO): retrograde vesicle-mediated transport, Golgi to endoplasmic reticulum
Cellular component (GO): membrane; Golgi apparatus
Source: RefSeq, a predicted model, not a curated record
CAAGCUGGCGUGACUUGACGCUUCGUGUGUGUUGGUGACGGUGGCACUGGCAGCGCACGCGUUGUUGGUCAGUAUGAAAUGCUGGGAGUGCCUCACAAGAGAACAAAUAUUCGCGAAUACAUCUGUUGCUUUAUAUCGGAAUAACGUUUAAGUAACCCAAGAGACUUUCUUACAUUUCUGAAACCGUGAAGACUUAAUUAAUUAAGCGUGAAUCUCCAAUUGUUGUUUGCCUCGACAACAUUGUUUUGACGGCCUGUUGCUAGCUAACGCAGGAAAUCCUCUAACGUUAGCUAGCUGGUGGACUAAUUUAGUCUGUGUGCCGAGGCGAGAAAAAAAGAGGCGCUGGUACUGAUUUUUUUUAUAGUUUCUCUAGUUAUACAACUCAAACCCAUUCAUCAAAUGGAGACUGAUCAUCUCAUGAAUUCCAAUGGUGGAUUUAAAACGUCGUAACAAUCGGACUUCUUCCCUAACUAGUUAGCAUUAACUAGCUAGCUAGGCUAACUACUUACUCCACAGUGCUUUCUAGCCAGCAAGCUGAUGACGUUUAUUAGCUAGCUAGCGUUAGCUGGUUGACGUUCUGGGUAUUUUUGGUAUGAUUUCGAAAGACAAGUAGCUAUUUAAUAUUUGGGAAGUUAAAUUGUAUGUAAACUUCGAGUAUGACACCGUUCAUUGUCAAUUGAGAGUAAUUGGCAUGUUGCUAAAUGUGUCAGCUAGCAACUUAUCUAACGUUCGUUAGGUACGUUAACCCAACUACUCUUAUCUAAUCACUAACAAGAUAACUUCAGCAAAGGUCAUAGGAAAGUUGCUCCAGCAAGUGUUUUGAACAGUGAGACCAUAAAAGGUUAAUUCAAACCAUUAAUUAGCAUUGAUUAAUCAGAUUAUUUCCCGGAUGAAUCCUCACUGUAGAGCGUGGAUGUUGUCUGGAUCUGCUGAUUUCGUGUGUUCUUCUUGGCACUGCUGAUUUAAAAAAAAAAAAAGGCCAGCACGUGAGCAGCUGCAGGUCAUACAAAUUUACUCAUCGGCUCUUGCGGAAGACUGACAAACGGCACAAUGAAUCGCUAUCUGCCAGUUGCACGACAGCACUUCUUGGGCGCAUUAGCCAAUACGAGCGUUGUGGUGAAGUCCAUAAGUGCCAUAGUGCUCCUUCUGUACCUGCUCUCAUGGGCAGUUGACACUCCAUAUGCCCUGGGCGUGACGCCUGGCUACCUCUUCCCCCCUAACUUCUGGAUCUGGACCCUGGUGACCCAUGCCGUGGUGGAGCAGCAUGUGUGGGGAGUGGCAGCCAACGUAGGGACUGUUAUGGCCUGUGGCCGGCUGUUGGAGCCUCUAUGGGGCGCCUUGGAGCUGCUCAUCUUUUUUACUGUGGUCAACAUCUCUGCAGGCCUCCUGGCUGGCCUCUCCUACUUGCUCACGUAUGUCGUCACCUUCGACCUGGACUACCUAUUUGCGGUGCGUGUCCAUGGGGCACCAGCCUUCCUCGGGGGGGUGUUGGUGGCCCUUAAGCAGACCAUGGGGGAUACGACGGUGCUGCGGGUUCCGCAGGUGAGGCUCAAAGCUGCCCCGGCACUGGUCCUCCUCUGCCUGUCCCUACUCCGCCUCUCAGGGCUGCUGGAGAGUGCCGCCUCACUGGCGGCCUACAGCUUUGGUGCCCUGGCAGGCUGGGUCUACCUGCGCUUCUACCAGAGGCACAGCCGGGGCCGCGGGGACAUGUCAGACCACUUUGCCUUUGCCUCCUUCUUCCCUGAAGUGGUACAGCCGGUGGUGGGGCUGCUGGCUGGCCUGGUGCACGCAGCCCUGGUGAAGAUCAAGGUGUGCAGGAAAAUGGUGAAGCGCUACGACGUAGGUGCACCUUCUUCCAUCACCAUCAGUCUGCCAGGGACGGACCCCCAGGACGCAGAGAGGAGGAGGCAGUUGGCGCUGAAGGCCCUAAACGAGCGACUGAAGAAGGUGGAGGACCAGUCGACCUGGCCAAGCAUGGACGACGAAGAGGAAGACAAUGAGGAUGAAGUUCGGACCGACACCCCGCUGCUCUCGGGACAGGAGAGAACGUCGCCAGCAGGGGGGUCUAGCGGCUCCCAGAACACCACAGGACAGGAGUCCAGCAUCAUCAGCUUUGAAGACGCCCCCUCCCGCUCAUAACAGAUACACUGAUAUACACUCAGUCAUACUUAGUUUUGACUAGCAUACACUACAGUGACUACACACAUACAUUAGCAGUAGCAGUUUGACACUAUCAACAUUGUCAUGCCUAUCAGUUUUACGGUCUCGGACUCCCCGAAGUUGUACACAGAUACCAUCACGGACCCAUCGCUCCCCCGGCCCCGCCCGCAUAUGUCCAUUGAAACGUUAAUGCAAUGUACAAACACAUUGGACUCUCCCUACCACUUCGCGUCUCUCCUGAAUAAAGUAUUGAAUGGGUGUACACAGUGUUUCGUAAAGCUCUUUUGCCCCUAAAGACAUCUACUCCACACCUGCUGCUCAUCUGGCUCCCAUAUUUUGUGACUGAGACACUUAGACUGGAGCAGAGACUCUUGGCAAACUCCCCAUCUGUUGCUGUGUGUUACUAUUGUCCCAGAGUAAGCUUUCAGCAGACAGACUCAGAUUCUCAGUGGUUUUCUAGGUCAUCCUUUUGUCCUGAUGGGUGUUUAAUUUUCAAGGUCCUCUACAUCUUUCUCUUCAUCACUGAAAAACUGAAAUGGGUCUAGGUUUACCCCAUAGCUGUUUUACCACUGUUAGAUCUGUUUUCAAAUGUUUCCUACAUUUGUGGGAAACCUGAUAAUUUGACAAGUUGCUCUGUGGAUGAUGAUGCGUUUCCUGUACCUGUUUUGAGGGGUUUACUUUUGCUCUGAAUUCUUGAGGUGAUUUUCAGAUAAUCUCAACUACUCUGAGUCAGAGUUGGAUUACUAGAGGGGAACCAUAGCCAUAAUAGAAUAAAGGUGAUGUGGGUGUGUCUUCCUCUUUGUUCAUUCUGUUAAUUUGAGUUCUGUCAGAAUAUUGUUUUUCUGGCCAGCAAGUUUUAUUGUGUGUGUUAGGAUUUAGGUGAAUGAGUGUGUAACAGGGAGAGGGAGAGCACUAGAUGGUUUACACUGUGGUUUCCUGUCAUUUCUCACUGGUUUGGCCUGAAAAUUCAGGAGCUUUUGACAAUGACAGCAAUACAGUCUUGACAGGCUCUCUUCUCCCCAAGGAACAUUUUGUCAAUCUCUUCUUUGUUUCUUUGGCUAUGUUCCCACAGGCAGCCCAAUUCAGAUAUUUUUUCCCACUAAUUGGUCUUUUAACCAAUCACAUCAGAUAUUUUUCAGAUCUGAUUGGUCAAAACGCAGCCUUAGACAGGCAUCCCAAUUCUAAACUUUUUUUCACUAAUUGGUCUUUCGACCAAUCAGAUCAGCUCUGAAAAAGCGCUGAUGUGAUUGGUCAAAAGACCAAUUAGUGGAAAAAAGAUCAGAAUUGGGAUGCCUGUCUAAAUGCUUGUUUUUCCCCUAUUAAUCUGUCGUGUUGGUUAAGAUAAUGUUGGUUAAGAUAAGAACUGCACUCUUAAUCUAAUGCAUGUACUGUAUUUAUGAGGUUUGUUAACGCUUGUGGACAGUACCUGUUUGUGUGGAUCGACCGGAAAUGUUUAGGUGUGGUGAAUGAUGCCAAUACUGAUGCAGUUCUGUUUAAUUUGUUGGUGGUGACUCAAGGCUUGGUUCUCACAGAUUGUCCGUACACAGGACAGUUUCCCCGGAUUUCCACUAAUGGUGUUUCUCUUUCUACUGUGGCCAUUGCAGUUUCCUCUUUAGUUGCAGAUAUAUUUGUUUAUCUCUAUAUUAAAUAAAAAACGAUUAUAUGAAAUGUAACAAUAAAUUGUCUUUUUGCAACACUGGGUAGUACUAGUAGAGUACAUUUCAGCUGAUAUUUAUUUAGGGUGCUGCUUGCUUGCCCCUCAAGUGUGCCGCUAGAUGGAGCAGUUAGCACAGUCUGUGAUAAUCUACUGCUGUUUCAUUGUAUGGCAUGAAGGGCUUUGAACUGACAAACUUUUCCCAGGGGUACUCCACAUUGCCUUAUUUAGGUAACUGUGACUAAUGCCUAUUAGAAAUAUUAAUUAUUGAUCUAGCUUGACUUCUGAUAUUUGUGAUAAGGCUAGUUCAAAUUGGUUGUUCUAGGAUUUUUUUUUUUUAUCAGCCUACUUAACUGUUACCUGACUGUUUCUUUUUUUAACAAAUCAACAUGACAGGGUACUGUAUUUUUAUAUAUUUUACAUUUUAAAAAAUGCUUAUGCAGCCUUUUUUAAACUGGUGUUACCUAUAUUUUAGAUGACAAUUCAGGCUUUCUGGAAUGUAAUUUGACUUUAAUUUGCAUAUAUAAUGAAAGACAAAGGUUAAUUAUAAUAUAUUUUUUUAGUGAUUAGUAAUUUACUUUAAACAGGUAUGUGUAAAGUUAUAUUGUGUAACGCCAGUGACCUGUAACACUAUUAAAACUCUUCUAACACCAGCAGGAACAGUAACACCAGUGACAUCUGCAGAUGGCAUAGCUAAAAUGGGGGCCAC